AUGCCUAGAGAAGCUGAUCCGGAGAAUCUGACGAAGUUGCUGCGGAUGGGGCCUCAUCCCACUGACGAGGUCCUGCAUGUGCUCGACUCUUGCAUGGACACUUGGAGAUGCAAUCCAAAGCCGGCAACUGCUCUGCUGAGCGCAUUGGCCAGGAGAGGCUACUGGAACAUUGCGGGCCAAGUCCUUUGGAAGAUGAUUGAAGAGUCUUUGGAGGUGAAUGUCUUCCACUGCAGUGCCGUGAUCAGUGCGUGUGAGAAGAGUGGACAUUGGCGUCUGUCAUUGGCUCUCUUGGUGCAGAUGUCUGACCUAGAGAUCCUGCCCAAUCAAAUCAGCUACAGCGCUGCAGCGACCGCAUGUACAAAGGGCAAUUGGCCGGCCGCGCUACUCCUCCUCCACAGCAUGCCUGGCCGACGAUUGCUCCUCGACCAAGUGAGUUGCAACGCUGCAAUUGAUGCCUGCCGUGGUGCCGAUUGGGAGCUUGCGAUGCACGUUCUUCUUGAUAUGCCCAGGCACCGCGUGGCACAAGAUUCGGUCAGCUUUGGGUCGGCGAUCAGCGCAUGCGAAAGAGGCAAUGCAUGGGAGAUGGUCCUGCAACUGCUGGCCUUGAUGAUGCGAGUUCAGGUGAAGUUGAACGACAUCAGCUGUUCGGCCGCCAUCAGUGCUUGCGGACAAAAAGGUCACCAAUGGAAGAUGGCGCUCGUCCUGCUGGAAGAAAUGGUCGCAUUAGGGAAGGAGCCGGACAGCUAUGUGUGGAAUGCCGUGGUAGCAGCCUGUGAAACGAGCUCAGAAUGGAUCAUGGCUCUAGCAGUAGUAGAAGCCAUGGUUGAUUGCGCCAUUCGGCCAGACGUUGCGGCCUGCACAUCAUGCAUCAAUGCCUGCCAUGCCGAGCACAGCAGCUGGAGACAAGUCGUGGCGCUCUUCGAUUUGAUGAUGACCAGGUUUGGAAUCCUGCCAAACAUCAUCACCUAUUCCACGACUAUCGCCGCGGCCACUCAUGGGCAUCAACGGGCAUCAGUAUUGCGGCUUCUUGCCGACGUGAAUGACAUUGCUUGGACGCUGGUAUGCUAG
Symbiodinium natans is the source of this 1068-nucleotide messenger RNA. Lineage: Eukaryota; Dinophyceae; Suessiales; Symbiodiniaceae. The record is from the annotation of a GenBank genome assembly.